AUGACGGAAGCUGGUCAGUCGGUCCCUCGGACCAAGUUCGCCGUCUACUGCGGCGCCAACCCAGGCAACAACCCAAAGCACCUCGCCAUGGCCCGCGAGCUCGCCCAGGCGAUGGCUAAGCAUAACAUCGGUCUCGACGCUCGUCUCCUGUCCGGGCCCUCGGCUGUGCACGGCAUUAUCCCCGAUCCUCUCAUCCGCUACGAGCGCAACCUCCCCAGCGCGUCAUCCACCCCGGAUCCGGCCCCGGCCGCCGGCGCAGCUGCUCCAUCUACCUCGUCCAACGGCGCCAACCCCUCGCUCCCAGACGAGUCCAUCUGGGGACGUACCACGGUGGUCCCGGACAUGCAUACCCGGAAGAAGCUCAUGGCGCAGGAGGUGUUCCAGGGUGGGCCCGGCAGCGGCUUCAUCGCCCUGUCCGGCGGUUACGGCACCAUUGAGGAGAUGUUCGAGACCGCCACGUGGAACCAGCUCGGUAUCCACAAGAACGGCAUCUGUCUGCUCAACGUGGAUGGCUUUUACGACGGCAUCCUCCAGUGGAUCGAAAAGGCUAGCAGCGAGGGCUUCAUCUCCGCCAACAACAAGAAAAUCGUCGUCACCGCCACCGAUGCCGAGGGCGCUAUCUGCCAACUCAGGGAGUACAAACUCUCUGCGGACGCCAUGAAGCUCGAGUGGGGUGAGCAGUGA
This is a messenger RNA of Parascedosporium putredinis, 684 nucleotides long. Lineage: Eukaryota; Fungi; Ascomycota; Sordariomycetes; Microascales; Microascaceae. The record is from the annotation of a GenBank genome assembly.